AUGGCACCCAAGCACGAUCGCAGCGCUAGUCCAGAGAGUGACAGCCCUGCACCGCCUCGAAAGAAGACCAAGCCCAGCAAGAAGCUUACCCCGAAACCGGCUGGCAAGAACCCUAGCCAGGAAGCCGCCGAGACUCCGGCCCCAGCCAGUGACUAUGAGAGUGACACCGAAGCGGGAGAGAGUGGGUUUGACGAAUCGAGUUCUCGAGCCAAGGCGCCGAAGCGCACCCCUGCCAAAAACAAGGCCAGCCAAAUCACGCGCAAGAAAGAGAAGCGGCAGAAGGAGAAAGACCACGAUUUCAAGUUCAAAGCCCGAGAAGAGUGUCUCACCGAACUGGCCAAGAACUACGUGGGAUUCCACUGCAUCGAGCAGGACCGCGCCUUGACCCGCAACAUGCAGUACCUGGCAGGGUACAUGGGCCUAGCGCGGACAUCCGACCUCGGCGGCAUGAUCACCGCCAUGGAACCGUACUUGACCAACUUUCUCAAAAUCAAAGAUCGAGGCUUUGAUGUCCCCAAGGUGAAACCGACAUCCACCCACUCUAAGACCUCCAUCUUCAAAGAAAUCUCCAAGGGCCCGGACAUGCCAGGGAACUGGAAGCGUCUGGCAUCCGUGUCCACCAAACAUCCUCUGAAGCUCAACGACCCUUGCCUGGACGGCUUCAACGACGCACGCCAACACUCGUCCAUUUUCCCUCAAGCCAUAUAUGUCGCGCAGAUCUUUCAACUCCUCAAAGUAUUCCCGCAAUUUUUCCCCGACUCCUUCACGAUCCCGCCCCCGACCACGGACAAGUGGGCCAUCGCCACCCCCGAGGACGCCAACCGCGCCUUGACGGUCAUCCGCUUCGGCUGUUUUCACUUUGGCCACAAGGCUAAGCUUCCGAGUUUCGGUGAUCGCAAAGCCUUUCCUGUUCGCUAUCUCACCAAGGACGAGAUCGACCGCUUCAAAUCGAGAGGAGACGUGAAUGAGAAAACACACGUCAUGGACGAACUGCGGAAACAGGCCCAGGCCUUUUUCCACGAAGAGGACGGUCUCGGUAUGGAGGACUUUGAAGCGCUGGACAUGACCAUGUUCCCGAGUCCGGGAGAAGAUCUGGUGGACCGCCUGCGAGAUGAUGGUGACCAACUGGAGCAGACGAUUGAGAAUUUCGCCGACAAACUGGAUAAGAAGAACAAGGGUAAAUCCGGCCUUGAGUCUACAUCCAUGGUCAAACGUCCCGCCCUCGGUGAUGACACGUUAAAAUUCUUUCUCGACACCCAAAUUAAGAAGUGCCAAAUUGUCCAUGAUGCAUUCAUUGGCGAGGAGGUCGGCGAAUCCGUCGAGAAGCCCAUCGACAUGACGGAAACGGUCAGCGUGGCGGAGCGGGUGGCCCAAGAGGGUUACCAAGAUCCGUUCAAGCCAUCAUCCAGCGUGGAAACCUUGGAACACCAUUUCUGGGACUUACGCGCCAACAUGUCGACCGUGUCUGUGUCGACUCCCACCUAUCCCGAGGCAGCCGCUCGAUUUGGCUUCGAUCCGGAUCACCACCGUGCGGGCCAGAUCCAGAUUUCUCACCCCUUGUCACCCGAUGCCCCGAUCCCAUUCGUUCCCAAGUUGCACCAGGUCAUCGGCGCCGCCUGGCAGUUGCACCAAGAAGAGAACCCCAUGGGGGGCGGCAUCAAUGCCAAUGACUGUGGCAUGGGGAAAACGUCCCAGACUCUGCUUGCCAUCUUCCAGUCGGCCCGAGAAAAGUACGCGCGUUGGGAAGCCGGCGACACCGACCAGGAUUUUCGACCGACCCUGAUCCUCGCGCCCCCCAACCUGGUGUCGGUAUGGUAUAAUGAGUGGGUUCGGUGGUGGGUGCCUCGUGAAGGUGACGCCGCUCUGGACCUUCGUAUCUUCUACGGCAGUGACCGAAGUCCCGAUGCGUCCUCGGCCCAGCGCGUCUUGAUACUACCCUCGAACGUGACCGAGGCCUCCCAAAUCAUUCAGCACACGUUCCCGGCCCACCGACCCACGAGCGCAUUUGGCGUGAUCAUUGGCGCCUAUGACACCCUGACCAAACGAUGUUUGACCUCCAACCGACAGGGUCCGGAAGAACAACAACGUCGCGCCUACCGUGCGUCAGCCAAAGUUCGAGACUCGACGUCCGCGAUGCCUACGGCCUUGGACCCAGAAGAUAACAUCGAACGACAGAGUACCAUUCACCAGACUCCGACGAAUCAAUCCAAGAAGCGGUCCCAGAUGAAGGAAGUAUACCGACUGGUCAAGCAUGCCGCCAAGAAUGAUAACGACUUCGACGACGGAUCGGACAUUGAUGGUGAUGAUGAUGACCGCGUAGUGUAUACGAAUCGUUUGGCCCACCUCUUUCACCGUGUCAUCUGCGAUGAAGGGCACAAAUUGAAGAAUCCUCGCACUAAAAAUGCGAAGGCCGUUGAAGUGUUGUACGCUCCCAAACUGUGGAUCGUGACUGCCACCCCCAUGAUGAAUCGAGUCUCGGAUCUCUUGGGUUACCUGUGCCUUUUUUGGCGUCCGGAGUGGAAUGACGAUCUCGAUGUCUUGGACGGCUGGACCCUUCCCUCCAGCGCCACGAAGAGAUACGAGAAGACGACGCUAGACGAUUGGCAGGACCGGGCGCCUCACUAUUGCCAGAAAUACCGCCACCAGCCGAUGUUUCUGUUUGAUCCGGCCCUGUUUACCAAGCUGCACAAUCAAGGCGAACUCGCCGGCGGCCGCGUCAGUCACCUGGUCCUGCGCACCAUUCUCUCCCGCAUGCAGUUGAGAUGGACCAUGGCAUCCAAGAUCCCACUCGACGACCAUAACUUCUACCAACCGGGCAAAGAAGUUCCCAUGUAUCGCAUUGCCGGGGUGGAGCUGAGGAUGAGUGCGUACGAGCGCGCCGAGUAUCUUAAGCUGUGGCAUGUCUAUGAACCGUACCUGACCCACGGGAAGAGCUCGUCCUGCGACCAGUCCAAGAAGCCCGGAGCCGGCCGUGGUGGUCUUCGUGACAUGGGCCUCCAUCGUCAUAUCUGUCUGUCGACCUUUGAUCUACGCAUGAAUACCCUUUUGCUCCGCAAGAAGAAGCACUCGGCUCUCGAGGUGGCCGGAUGGGCCGACGAGGGGGAUGACCACGGGUUUAGCCGUUACUUCUACGCCACUCGCCCGGCUCCGUCCUUACCUCCGUACAUGGACCGCCUCGGGGUCUGCGCUUAUCAAUGCGGCGAGUCGGUCAAAUUGCGAUACACCUGCCUUCAUAUCAAGAAUGCCCUGUUCGGAGACGCCACCGGCCAUCUGACAGGCAAACUGACCAUCUAUUGUAACUGGCCGACCACGCAAUGGGCGGUGGGCUGCCUGCUGCACAAUCUGGGCGUCGCCUACUACAAUCUCUGGCCCUCCACCACGCUGGCGCGCAAAGAGGAAAUCCUCAAGCAAUUCAAUGACCCAACCGAUCCGGCUAUGUUUCUCAUUGCCAACACUCGAAGCUCGGCCCUGGGACUGAACAUUCAGGGAGCGUGCCACAAGAUUCUGAUCUUGGAGAUGCCGGACAACAUCAACACCGUCAUUCAGACGAUUGGACGGGUCCACCGAAUCGGACAAAAGGAGAUCCAGUACAUCUGGCUGGUGUGUGUGCAGGACACGUAUGAUCAGUGGUUAUUCUCCAAUGCCACCGUUAAAAUGAUCGCCCAGGUGACGGGCGAAUCCCACAUGGAGAGUUGCCACUUCACCUCCGAGCAAAAGCAUCUCAUGAUCCAAAUGUCCCAACAGCAUGGCGCAAACGAGGCCCGGGAGUUGAGGAAGAAGUUCUGUGAUGACAGCUACGUGCGGCAGGCCGAGGAAUACAUUCGGCUGCAAUUGGGGCAACGUUGUUCCCGGUUGGACUGGCGCCACAAGAUGCUCCCCCAAGUCCACGAUCCGGGUAGUGUCUCCGCUCGCACCCCGCCACGCCGCCAUGAUCCCCAGAGACUCCUUCAACAAUCACGACCGAUCAUUAUGCCCGCACGAUCCCGGGAAUCAUUGCACGUCGAAAUGGGGCCAUCCACCCCGACGCAUCCAUCCCUCCAACCUAUGGCUCCUAAUGCAUCCAUUGGAGACUCGCUUCGUGGUCUCGAGAUGGAUGAGGUGACACAGUACCAGGACGAUAAAGUCCGAUUGAAUGAUCAGGGCCAAAUGAUCGACCAGCAAACCUUGUACGUCAUCGACGAGACCAGCUCUUGGAUUAUCCACCCCGACCAUCGUCGUCUAGUGGAUCCCGACAGUGGCGGUCAUUACGACAUUAUGACUGGCGACUGGUAUGAUCCAGAGACCGAAGAGCCGAUGGAGGCUCCAUGCCUUGUUCCUGGAUAUGAAGUGUGGUGGAAUACCCAGCCCCUAAUGAAACUGCGGUCUCGGCUUGAACGAGCUCGUGAGGAAGCCGGCGACGAGUUCAAGCACUUCGGCGAUGAUGAUGGUGAUGAUGCCAGAAAUGCACCAGAGCAUGUUGACGAUGAAGUUGAGGCCGAGAACGCCGCAACUCUCGAGACACAGGAGAAUGCUGACCAUCCAUCCGAUGACACGGCCGGUAUUCAAGACAGUGAUGAUAUGACCGUGACCACGAAGGCCGUUGAGGAUGUUAUCACUUCUCCGAUGGAUCAAGGAGGUGACUAUGAUAUGAUGAACACUGAGGAAGUGGCUAAUGUCGAAGGAGAACCUAAUAAGAAUUGA
Molecule: messenger RNA, 4680 nt
Organism: Rhinocladiella mackenziei CBS 650.93
Lineage: Eukaryota; Fungi; Ascomycota; Eurotiomycetes; Chaetothyriales; Herpotrichiellaceae
Exons: 5
Coding region: 1-4680 (1559 amino acids)
Molecular function (GO): ATP-dependent chromatin remodeler activity; ATP binding
Source: RefSeq, a predicted model, not a curated record